AUGAUGAUAUGUAUAACUCAUACAUCUGCUUUGGUCUGCUCGGCUUUACAAAAAGCAUGUGGUGGUAAAUGUUAUUAUCCAGUUGGCAUGCAAUGUGUCAAUAAUGCUUAUGUCUGUAAAGUUGGACAGAGUGUUUGUGGUAGUGAAUGUUUUUAUGAUGUAGGUGUUCAUAGUUGUAUUAAUGGAGUUCUUUGUAAUUUUGGACAGAAAUUAUGUGGUAAUGAAUGCUAUUUAGAUGUUGGUGUUCAUUCAUGUCUUGAUGGAGUUCUUUGCAAAUUAGGACAAAAACUUUGUAAUAAACAAUGUUAUUAUCCUGUUGCUCAGACAUGUGUUAGUCGUCGAUGGUUAAUAGAAAAAUAG
This is a messenger RNA of Adineta steineri, 360 nucleotides long. Lineage: Eukaryota; Metazoa; Rotifera; Eurotatoria; Adinetida; Adinetidae. The record is from the annotation of a GenBank genome assembly.